AAAAGAAGACAAGCGAUUUUGACGCGUCAAAUCGCAGUCCCCGAAACGAAACAGAACCGACACACAGAAAGCGGCAAGGAAAAAGUGCGUGCGUGCUUCAAUAUCGAUGGAAAGCGACCGUUCGUCUGCGUAUUAGCGUACAAAUCCUGGUGCCCCCGGCGUUGAAUCGCCCACCAGCCUGGAGAGGAGACCGGAUCGUUCCACCCGUCAUACGGCAACAGUGCUUACAAGGCAGCAAGGGCUAUCAUGAACCCCUACGAUGGUUCCCCGUGUAUGCACCAACUCUCUAUCGUAAUCGACGCGAAGAAGCGGAUAGCAAGCGAAUAGCGAAAUAGUAGUGAAUAGAAUCUUGAAUAGCAAGCCUCCUUACAAGUUAUCCUUUUUGCGGAAAAUUUAUUUGUGCCUAAUUUUGCCAGACACGCCUCGUCUGCGCAUCCCCUUUGCUGUGUAUAAUUUCCGCGUGUUUCAGCUUUCCUAGCUUCAUUCCCACUACAUCACACCGUCCGAUCGUUCGGCGUUUUGGGCUACAGCACUCUUUCAGUUCAGAUAAAUAGAUUUUUUGUCAAUCAAGCACCACACACUCUGCUCCCCCUUCUAUUCGGUAAUAACGGUCACUCACUGCCGACCCACACCGCUCUAGCACUGGAAACUCUUUCCGAUCAAAUUCAGGAAAACUGCACAUACAUACCACACACACACACACACGCCUAGACAUACGUAAACAAACGCACACAUACAUUAGGGCAAAAAAAAAAACAAAAAAGCCAUGGCUAAUAAAAUGGUCGGGAAGGGUAAAUUACCUGUUGAAUCGGAGGACGCGCAAAAGCUUCGGUUUCAGGUGGAGCUGGAGUUUGUGCAGUGUUUAGCAAAUCCCAACUAUCUGCACUUUUUAGCCCAGCGAGGAUACUUCAAAGAUGCUGCCUUCGUCAACUACCUUAAGUAUCUGCUGUACUGGAAGGAGCCGGAGUACGCGAAAUACCUCAAGUUUCCCAUGUGUCUGUACUUUCUCGAUCUGCUGCAGUACGAGCACUUUCGGCGCGAGAUCGUCAGCGCACAGUGCUGCAAGUUUAUCGACGACCAGGCGAUCCUGCUGUGGCAGCACUACACCCGGCGGCGCACGCGGCUGACCGCGCUCGGGACCACCAGCCUGACGGGGCUGGCGGUGGGCGGCCAGCCGGUCGGGGGCGGUGUCCAAGGGACGCUACUAUCGAACGAUCCCGCCAUCAUGCCCAACAGUAGCAGUAACAAUGGUAGCAAUAAUGGAAGCUCGAACAGUAGUAACAACGGUGCCGGCGGUGGCGGCACCGGUGGUGUUGGUGGCGUCGGUGGAAUUAGUAACGCCAACAAUGGUAAUAGCAACAACGGCCCCAACAGUGGCAGCGUGAAUGUACCGUCGUCGGUAGGGCAACAGCAGCAGCAGCAGCAGAACGGUGCAGGAAUCACGCAGCACAACGGAGUGGGUGGUGGGGGAGGCGUGGUAGGUGGCGGUGGCAUGCUGGGCAAUCCGAUGGGGGCGUUGGGCGGUGGUGGCAGCAGUUUACCCGGUGGAGGCGGCAUCAAUCAAAAAGUUCCUUAAAGCGCGGAGCGGGACUCACUCGAGCCAGUGUGCAGAUCAGCGUGCGGGGUCUCGGACCAAUCUCGGAAGAAACGGCAAAUGCCGCUUGCAAAACGUGUGUGUGACGUUUUCUUUUUUGUAUAAAGACUGUUUUUUUUAUAAAUACUGUAUAGCCUGUAUGUGGUGUAGAUUGUAAACGAACAAUAGAGAUAAUUAAAUUUCAAUCCUUA
Molecule: messenger RNA, 1785 nt
Organism: Anopheles arabiensis
Lineage: Eukaryota; Metazoa; Arthropoda; Insecta; Diptera; Culicidae
Gene: MED31
Product: mediator of RNA polymerase II transcription subunit 31
Exons: 5
Coding region: 767-1576 (269 amino acids)
Biological process (GO): regulation of transcription by RNA polymerase II
Cellular component (GO): core mediator complex; mediator complex
Molecular function (GO): transcription coregulator activity
Source: RefSeq, a predicted model, not a curated record